CUUCGUUGACUUCACCGCCAGGCAAAAGCUGCACCCCCAGCUCUUCAGAACCCGCUAAGCCUUGCUGUCAUCGACGUUGGAGUUUGAGGUGGUCAAGGAAAGCUCGUCUGACACACACCAUCUUACGGGUUACUUGGGCCACUGCGCAGGCGGCGGUCAUCGUCGAUAUCUCUUGAGAGGGCAUCUCAGAAGCUGCGGGCGUCAAGCGAUUCAUCUCCAUCUUUUCUUCAUUAGACGCUCGACCAUCCACGACCUCUCCUCUUUGCUAUCAUGGCGACUGUGAGUCUUCCAGGUGGUGUGCUCUCUGUGUCUCCACUCCCGAGUAGCAAUCUCCCCUCAUCGACUCCAUCCUUGUCGACCCCCACCUCUACGUCCUCCGCUCCUACAUCGUCCUCGUCGAAUGGAAUUCUCCCACUCUUCUUCAACACUGUCCCUGAAAUGUGGACAUGCGGUGCAGCGGUCGUCACCUGGAAUUACCUCGGAUCCUCUUCCGGACUUCGACUGGUCAUCACGGACAGCGACGUUACCCAACAAUCACCGCCCACGAACACGCAGAGCGAUGGUGUAGCUCGCCCCGCACGGCGGGACACAUUGUCCAUCACACAAACUAUCGGCACAGACCUCGACCCAUCUUUAAGUAAUUGGACAUGGACCCAAGUCGAUGUUCCUCAGGGGUGGUAUGUGCUACAGGCUUCCAUCGCCUCCUUGUCAUCGCAGUCGGAGUCUUUCUUCGUCCACAAUGGCACCGAUACGUCGUGCGUCAUCGGUUCUGCCCCUUCACCCUCUUCUGCGUCCGCAACUAUAUCCGCAUCAUCAUCGACGUCGCCUUCUCCCUCCACGUCUGCGAUUCUCGUCUCAGGAUCGUCCAAAAGCUCACAUGCCGGUGCCAUCGCAGGCGGUGUCGUGGGCGGUGUCGCCUUCGUGGCCGCAGUACUCGCAGCGAUUUUGUUCUGGCUGUGCAGGCGUCGUCCAACUCGUGGACGGGCUCGGGUCCUCGGCGCGGAGGCCGGACACAGCGGUAGUAAUGGGAAAUGGAACGGACUGGCCACGGUGACCGCCCGUUCCCUCAAGAAAGCCAAGCACACGUCAGACAGCGGCGAUGGCCUGUCAAAAAACAUGCACGACCCGUCUCCGAGCGCUCGAGCGUCUCAACUCGGGCGUACACCCAUUGGGUCAGACGAGGAAAUCAAUUCUAUCGCCGAGGAAAAGAUGAUCGUUGCGGAUGGCGAAGCACCCGUCCCGCCGCAUUACUAUCUCCCGCCUACCAAACGCACAUCUUCCUCUUCCUCAGUCGCCACCGCCAACUACCGCUCCCGCCCCUCUUCCCAGCGUGCCUUGUCUUCCCCAGAACCCCCGCGGAACGGGCACCACAGUUCAAAGUCGAUCGAGGCCAUCGCCCACGCGCGUCUAGGCCGGCCGAUCUCCUAUGCGCCAGGCGCUGCGUCUCCCGAAAUGAUUCCCCUUGAGCGCUCCGGGUCAGGUUCGGCGGCCGCAGCGCGCCGUGCAGCACGCAAGCCUGUCCCCCAAUACGAUUACUCAGAGUUUGACGAGCCCGCGAGCCCGCCGCUCGCAAUGACCGCGUCCGGUUCGCCAGAGAGCAUGUUCGAGGGCACGCUCACCAACGCGUCAAACUCGUAUCAAGGGCAUGGGGCCUUUCCGUCGAAGAUCACAUUCGACGAUACCCCGACGCUGCACCACCAAGCCAGCUUCGGCAACAUGCGCCCGAUGCACGUCAUGAUGCCAGAUAUGCCCCCGCCCAUGAGAGAUUAA
Heterobasidion irregulare TC 32-1 is the source of this 1770-nucleotide messenger RNA. RefSeq lists its product as uncharacterized. The coding region runs from base 271 to 1770 and encodes 499 amino acids. The transcript has 3 exons. Lineage: Eukaryota; Fungi; Basidiomycota; Agaricomycetes; Russulales; Bondarzewiaceae. The record is from RefSeq and is a predicted model, not a curated record.